UAAAUUCUCUCUCUCUACUACGAUUCAACUUGGUAGUGGUACUUUCCCGAAUAUGACGCCCGCCAGAUGUUUCGUUGGAGACGUGACGCCACAAAUGCAAAAGGCUGAACUGAGAUACCGGUAGGUCGUGAAGUAGUAGAGAGCAGGGAAAUGGCGUUGCCAACUAAAGUUCUUGUAAUAACUGGAGCAACAAGUGGGAUUGGUCUCAGCUUCCUUCAUAGAAUUCUUCUUGAAGUAAGACUUCAAUUCCUCAUUCGUGUGUGUAUUUUGUGUCGAAAUAUGAGAAAGGGAGAAUAUGUUCGUUCUACUUUAUUGGCAUCGCAUAAAUCUGCUGAAAUCGAACUUGUUAACAUGGAUACUGGAGAUUUAAAAUCUGUUUUAGAAGGAGUGAAUAUCAUAAAAGAAAAAUAUAAGAAAAUUGACUUUUUGUAUCUGAAUGCAGGGAUUUUACCUGUGAAAAAACUUCAUAUUUCUGGUCUUUUCAGCCGGAAUGUUAUAGCUCGGUUAAAGACUGGAGAGAAUAUCAUUGAAUCUGCCAAUCCAUUGAAUGAAUCUGGAAUACCACUAGUUUUUGCAACUAACGUUUUGGGACAUUUUGUUCUGGUUCAGGAAUUAUUGCCUCUUCUUAGAUCUGAUGGGCAAGAGAAAUCUAAAAUUGUGUGGACAGCUUCUAACAAUGCUGUAAAAAGCAGUUUUAACAUGGAUGACUUUAUGUGCAAUCAUGGGAACAUGUCAUAUGGUAGUUCAAAAUAUAUUAUUAAUGCGUUGAGCAUUGCAAUGAAUCAGCGAUACAACAGAGAAGGAAUUUAUAGCCACCUCGCCGAACCUGGUCUUUGCAUCACUGCGAUGUCAGAAAAUAUAUUACCAUUAUGGUUAUGGAAGAUUGUGGAAUUUCUCUUUAUGCUUUUUCGUCUUGUUGCUCACCAUCUGACACUUUCUACUUAUAAUGGAUCUGAAUCAUUAAUCUGGUUGUUCAAACAAGAUCCACGAAAUUUGGAAAAAAAUUACCAAUAUGAGAGUGCUGUGAACAUAUUUAAUCAGCGAUAUGUUUCAAAUGUUGAGAUUGAUAUUUCUCCUACUGAAGCAGAAACCAUAUUUCAAAAAAUGGUGACAACAACUGAAGAAAUCAGAGCUGAAGCAGGGUGAUAACAUAGGCAUUGUUGGCAAUAGUAUCAAAAUGAGAGUUGAUGAGAUUAUUAUUUUCAUGUGCAAUUGUUUAAUUUAGAAUAAAAAAGAGUAGUACAUUUCAUUAUUUCAGACUAAAAUGGAAAAUUUCAUACUAAACGAGUGACUUUGAUGUGUAAAUUGCCAAAUGUAUAUGUUACUGUGAAAAAAUGUUGAUAUGUAGAAAACUGUGUUUUAUCGAAUCUUGUAUAUUAUUAUAUAGCGUUAUCACCAGUGGGAUUGAAAAUUUUAAGAACAGGUUAUCUUUUGUAUCGUACUUACUGUCCACGGAUUCCCUCUUCAAAAAAUGUUUUAUGUAAUUAGUUAUUAUUAUUCUUAUUUAUGUUCAAUACCGUUCAUUGUGUUAGUUCUAGUGUGGUCUUUUGAUUCUUUGUAUUCCAUCAUUAUCCAAUAAAAUAAAACAAAUGAAAUUAAUGUGUUUUUACGGCGAA
Molecule: messenger RNA, 1616 nt
Organism: Styela clava
Lineage: Eukaryota; Metazoa; Chordata; Ascidiacea; Stolidobranchia; Styelidae
Product: 3-keto-steroid reductase/17-beta-hydroxysteroid dehydrogenase 7-like
Biological process (GO): cholesterol biosynthetic process
Cellular component (GO): endoplasmic reticulum membrane
Molecular function (GO): 3-beta-hydroxysteroid 3-dehydrogenase (NADP+) activity
Source: RefSeq, a predicted model, not a curated record